GAUAUACACUAGCUGCGCCUUUUCCAUAGUAUGAUUCAUGACUGGCCGGUGUUGUGGUGUGUGUUUGCUGUGUGUAGAUGUAGGUCACCACACCGACACGAACCUGCUAUAUCAUUUACACCAGCUCCGGAUGGAAACGCGUGUUUAAAGCAGAGGAAAUAAACUCUACGAAACCUUAACAAGGAAUGUCUUGGAAUAAGUAUGCUGUUAGUGAAAAUGACCCGGAGACUGAAGCCACGCCCAUCAACACGCCCCUGGAGACUGAAGCCACACCCCUCACCACACCCCUGGAGACUGAAGCCACGCCCAUCAACAUGCCCCUGGAGACUGAAGCCACGCCCAUCAACAUGCCCCUGGAGACUGAAGCCACGCCCAUCAACAUGCCCCUGGAGACUGAGGCCACACCCCUCACCACACCCCUGGAGACUGAAGCCACGCCCCUCCGCCCAGAAGACAAACAGGCUGUCGCAGCGCAGUCGGAGGCUGACUCUACAGGGUACGAGGCCGUGACGGUGUGUGUGCCAGCGGAGAUGCCACCGGUGGUGCCCGUGACGGGCGAGUCGUUCUGCCAGUGUCCAGCUCAAACUGAACUCAGCUCAGACGUCCAGAUCUGCCCGUACAUCCACAGCUGCACCUGUGGAGAGGAAGAACAGGGAUGUGAUUGGGUUUGGGAUGAUGAGGGCAAAUCAUUCUCCGUGUCUCUGAGCUGCUCUAACCGGAAGGUGAGCUUCCAUUCGGAGUACAGCUGUGGAACCGCCGCCAUCAGGGGCGCAAAGGCUCUCAGUGACGGACAGCACUUCUGGGAAAUCAAGAUGACAUCACCCGUCUACGGCACAGAUAUGAUGGUUGGUAUCGGGACAUCAGAAGUGAAUCUGGAUCAGUUCAAACAUAGUUUCUGCAGUCUGUUGGGCACUGAUGAGGACAGCUGGGGUCUGUCCUACACAGGUCAACUCCAUCAUAAGGGGUCAAAGGUGAACUUUUCUUCACGGUUUGGUCAAGGGUCCAUAAUCGGGGUUCAUCUGGACAGCUGGCACGGCACCCUGAGCUUCUACAAGAACCGUCGCUGCAUCGAUCAGCAAAUAGCUGCAGCUCCUGGACAAGCUGCACAUUUUGAAGAUCGCCUC
Messenger RNA from Ctenopharyngodon idella (grass carp), 1124 nucleotides. It is a transcript of the gene spsb3b, whose product is annotated as splA/ryanodine receptor domain and SOCS box containing 3b. The transcript has 7 exons. NCBI's taxonomy places the organism in Eukaryota, Metazoa, Chordata, Actinopteri, Cypriniformes, Xenocyprididae. Gene Ontology annotation, cellular component: SCF ubiquitin ligase complex. Gene Ontology annotation, molecular function: protein binding. The record is from RefSeq and is a predicted model, not a curated record. Gene Ontology annotation, biological process: proteasome-mediated ubiquitin-dependent protein catabolic process. The annotation marks the transcript as partial.